Molecule: messenger RNA, 2883 nt
Organism: Manihot esculenta (cassava)
Lineage: Eukaryota; Viridiplantae; Streptophyta; Magnoliopsida; Malpighiales; Euphorbiaceae
Product: myosin heavy chain
Exons: 3
Coding region: 118-2436 (772 amino acids)
Source: RefSeq, a predicted model, not a curated record
AAAACGCAUAAAUCCACCCCAACCCAGCCCAGACUCCACAGCAUCGCCGAGGGAAUUAACAGAGGGAAGAAGGCGUGAUUGAGCGGUUGGAUUUGUUAGAACUUAGAGCAGGCUUCAAUGGAGGAUGAUGAUAUGGAUUCGCUGUUUGAGGGAAUGGUCCUCUUCACGCCUUCCCAAUUGACUGAUGAACAGAAGCUGCAGCAGCAGCAGCAGCAGCAAAAUGAUCACAAUCACGAUCACGAUCACGAUCAUAGCAAUAAUGAAUCUCAUUCUAACGUUGAUACUUCUACCGAUACCAUUAACGAUACUGCACCAUCACCUACAUCUCUCCACAAGGUGCAGGAGCCUCUUGAUGAGAAUCUAUUCUCUGACCUCACCCUUCAAACCCUAACUACCCAAUUAGAUCUUGUACCUACUUCUCUUGCUUCUACUGCUCCUUCUAUUGCAGCACAAGCACCCAUCUCUCGUCAAAUAUCCAGAAAGAAGAAGAAAGCUGCUAGCCUCAGGAUCGGCUAUGGUAGAGAAGCCUCUUUUGAUGAUCUGUCCUCUCAAUCUCAUCCUCCUCCCCAUCCGCCUCUUCCUCCUCUGCCCAACCCGCAUCUCUCUGCUGAUGCCGUUAAUAAUCAAAAUCUCAGUCUCAAGCAUGAUGCUUCGUCCGUUGAUAUUACUCAGCCUGAUAAAGCCUCCCAAUCCCCUACUUCCACUGAUUUAGCUGAUGGCGAUGAUGCAGAACUGGAUUCCAGCGACGCCUCCAUCCCUGAUUCCCAACCAUUAUCCAAAGAUGAUGAAUUUGAACACGUUAAGGCCUUGAUUUCUGAGAAGCUCCAGCGCUCUCGGCAGUUGGCUGCCUCUGUCUCCGCAGCUAGCAAGGACGCCGUCAGGAGGAGAAGAAAAGCUGCCGACGAUCUCAAUUUGGCUUCUGCCACGCACAGGGACCUUGAAUUGCAAUUGGAGAAGGCCUGUGAGGCCGAAGAUUUCGAGGCCGCUGAAAGGAUUAGUGACAGCCUUGCCACCGUUGACAAGGAGAGACAAGCCCUCCACACUAUUCUCAAAGACGCUGAAGCCCAGUGCGAUGCCAUUGAUUCUAAGAUGCGCGACGUUCUCGAAUCUCAUAUUGUAGUUGAGCAAGAAUGCGCAUCUCUUCUCUCUAAUUUUGCUAAGGACGCGGAAAACAAGGCAGAUUCAGUCUUGAAGCAAGCACAAGAACUUUCUUCUAAAGAGAUGGAUGAAUGGUUCUCAGCAAAUGAGGCCUUGGAGGCCAAGAAGAUAGAGUUGGAUAUUGAGUCGCACUUCAUAAAUGAAGCACGCCAAGCUGUGAAUGUUUCCAUUGAACAUUCAAUUGAGGACUGUAGGAAGGAGCAAGAAAUUCUUCAUAAGCAAAGGGACGUACUCACUGAUGAACUUCAGAAACUACUUGCUUUAGUCAAAGACAAGGAAAAGGAGAUAGCAGAAAACGAUACUAAAAUCAAAGCAGUUGAGGAAAGGAUUGCUGAUGUGGUCUCUGGUUUUCAGGACAGUAAAUCAAGCAUUGACAUCAAGUAUGAUAACUUGCAAGCAAAACUUUCUCAGAUGCAUUUGCAGAGCGAAGCUUUAACGACAAAAAGGAAGGAAAUUGAUAAGUUCCUUGCUGAGGGUGAAGGCGAUGGGGCAAAGCUAAGGGAACUGGCCAAGGUUUCUGAAGAUGAAGCAAAGGCAUACCAGGAAGUUGUUGAUCUGAGGAAAAGCUUAAAGUUGUCUAUCUUAAAGUCCAUGGAAGACAAAGUGAGGCUGGCAAAGACUGAAGAAAAGCUUACUGAGGAUGUCCAAAUUCUUCAUCAGGAAGUUUCUACUUUAAGAGCUUCCCUACAGGAGCUAUCUUCAACAAAAUCGAACAUCCAGCAAACUGUAGCCUCCUUCAAGCAGAGGAUUUUUUUCAUUGAUAAAAGAAUCCCAGAGCUGGAAGCAGAAAAGAAAGUUGCUGCCGCAGCAAGAAAUUUCAAGGAAGCUGCACGAGUAGCUGCUGAAGCAAAGUCAUUGACCAUUGAAAAGGAUGGAGUGCAGGUUGACUUGGAAGGGGCAACUUCAAAGCUGGAGAAGCUAGAGGAAGAUAUGAAAAGUACUGUUAGCAGAUUGCUUGAGACUGAACAACUGAUAUCGUCCAAAGAAAAGGAGGUUGCAAUGGCUAGAUUUGAGAGAUUACUUUUAAUUGCUGGUGCUGCUACAGCUGAAAGGUUCACUGCUUUAGAGCUGGGUGACACUGAAGAAGCUAACCUUCUACUUGCAGAAGCUGAAGCAGCAAAUACUGAAGCAAAAAAACUUCAACCGAUAUUCAAUUUCAAUGAGGAACAGUUCCCAAAUUUACCAAAACAUUUCCUCUCCAUGGAACUUGUGUAUAAUCUUGGCAGGAGACAAUUGGAAGAACUGGCUGCAUCUGUUGGUCUGCAUCACAAUGAUUAGAAACAAAGUGGAGUAGAGUUGGAAGUGAUCAAUGAGAAGAUUGAAGAUGCAAUUUCUUCAAAAUGCUCCGCAAUUACGGGAAGCUAUUGAUAUUGAAAUUGCAUUCGAAGGGACGACCAGAUAUGAUCAACCUUUUCAUGGCUGUUAAUGUGGGUCUUCAGAGAUGCCUACAAAGAUCAUAUAUGAUGCAUCAUACAAUUUUGCUGAUCAGAGGUUCUUCAACAAGAUUUUCCCUAUGCUUACGUUUUUUUAUGCAAAUCUUACAUUUACCAGGACAAAUUCAGCAUAGGCAAGUUGGUGAAUAUUUUUUUUUGUUUGUAAUUACUUUCGAGGUAUUCUUGUGACGUGAUACAUUUUGCAUUCCAAAAUUUUUUUGUUUGGUAUGCUGUUGUGAAAAAUAUGAAAUUUGUUCUGUUCUGAAAUCAAUAGAAAUUGUGUUUAUUUUCA